AUGGUUCGCUACGCGUACGCAUUUGUCGCCAUGGCCGGCCUGGCCUCGGCCCUGCCCCUCAACAUCAACCUCGGUGCCUACUCGCCCGCACUGGUGGUCGGUGAUGGUGAGAUUAGCUUCGGCGGCGAGCAGGACGUGUCGAAACUGAUGAACGUUCUCGAGGGUGCUGCUGUCAACACGGCCGCCACCGUCGCCAACAACGCCGCCAACAACGCCGCCAACGGAAACACUGCCACCUCCACCACGGUCAACAACGAAGUGCCCGUCCCGUCGGCUGCAGGCACCACAAACGCCGCCGCCUCGGAUCCCCUCGUCGAGCAGGGUCUCGGCAACAAGAAGGAGAUUGCUCCGCGCAUGCAACUGGUCGAUGCCGCCGACGACGAGGACGACGACGGCGACGACGCCGCCGCGGUCGAGAAGCGUGACCUGGCCGGCUUCGACCGCGCCCUGACCUAUGCCGAGGCGGCCCUCACCAAGGGCCCCAAGGUCCAGCUCGGCACCGGCAAAGAGGGCUCGGGUGUCGGCAUCAUCGUCGACAACACCCCUUCCACGGCGACGGCCGCCAAAGCCGCAAAGCGCGAUGUCGAUGGCGACGCCUCCCCGAAGCGGAGUAAGCGCGAUGAGACGGUCCCCCGGUCUGUCUCUGGCAUUGUUGUUCCGCCAACUGCUGCUUCCGUGUCCCGUCGUGAUGCCAUUGAUGCCGUCAACCUGAACGUUGAUGGUGACCAGGGUCUGACCAUGACCUUUGUCGAGACGGUCGAGGACGACGACGAGUAA
Molecule: messenger RNA, 777 nt
Organism: Sporothrix brasiliensis 5110
Lineage: Eukaryota; Fungi; Ascomycota; Sordariomycetes; Ophiostomatales; Ophiostomataceae
Exons: 3
Coding region: 1-777 (258 amino acids)
Source: RefSeq, a predicted model, not a curated record